AUGGAAGGGCCAGGAAGCAAACCGGGCUCAGCCGGAAUUCUGGCUUCGGGUGUCACAGCUCGCAUUAUCCGUCCCGAUGGGUCUCUCGCGGGUCCAAACGAGGCAGGUGAACUCCAUGUACGUGGAGGCACCGCGGUGCUGGGAUACAAGGGAAAUAUCAAGGCAACACGAGAGACAUUCGUCGAUGGGUGGCUACAUACGGGCGACCAGAUGCGGAUUGAUGAGGACGGAGUGCUUUUCUUUGAGGACCGCACCAAGGCAAGCUUGCACCGUCUAUAUCACUCAUUGGACACACUCAAAAUUUCGGGGAUGCAAGUUUCCCCUGUUGAAAUCGAGAACACGCUUCUAGCGCAGCCGGACAAGCUGAUCGUUGAUGUAAGCGUCGCAGGUGUUUCGGGCGGGCGUAUCUCAGACGAACGCGUCCCGCGAGCGUGGAUCGUGCUUUCCCCGGCAGGCAUGGCGCUUGGUGAGAAAGAGGUCAUGGCACGACUUGAUGCAUGGGUGCAGGCGCGGCUCAGUCGGUAUAAGUGGUUGAGGGGGGGAAUCACGUGUGUGGAGACGAUUCCAAAGUCGCCAACCGGAAAAGUGUUGAGGCGGGUGCUUGUAGAUGAGUAUGCAAAGGAUGGGAAGAUGAAGGGGAAGGCGAGAUUGUGA
Molecule: messenger RNA, 654 nt
Organism: Suillus subalutaceus
Lineage: Eukaryota; Fungi; Basidiomycota; Agaricomycetes; Boletales; Suillaceae
Exons: 4
Coding region: 1-654 (217 amino acids)
Molecular function (GO): CoA-ligase activity
Source: RefSeq, a predicted model, not a curated record